Messenger RNA from Trichosporon asahii var. asahii CBS 2479, 1641 nucleotides. RefSeq names its product tryptophan 2,3-dioxygenase. The record is from RefSeq and is a predicted model, not a curated record. Gene Ontology annotation, biological process: 'de novo' NAD+ biosynthetic process from L-tryptophan. The transcript has a single exon. Gene Ontology annotation, molecular function: heme binding; metal ion binding; indoleamine 2,3-dioxygenase activity. Bases 1 to 1641 code for a protein of 546 amino acids. Lineage: Eukaryota; Fungi; Basidiomycota; Tremellomycetes; Trichosporonales; Trichosporonaceae. Gene Ontology annotation, cellular component: cytoplasm.
AUGGCUCACCCCCACCCCCUCGCGUCUCUCCCCCCGGGACACUUCCUCGCUCUUCCUCCGACCUUCUCCAACGACCCCGGAACGUCUAUCACCACCGCCUCGCACGCUGCCCCCUCCGCGCCCAACGUCGCCUCGCUCGCUGCCGCCGACUUCGAUGUCGACGUCCGUACUGGUUUCCUUCCCCCGAAGGCCAACAUCGAGCGCCUGCCGCCGCCCUAUGACGUGUGGGAGGACGCAUUCGAGGCUGCUCAUGGUGACCAGCCCGGAGACGGUGUCCGGCUAGGUGGUGGCCGCCCUAAGGAUGAGGCUUGGCGGGAAGGUGUCCGCGCCAUGCCCGUCCUCGACAUUGCUGGUCUCAACGACCUUCCUCUCCUCCGUCGCGCGCACCUCGUACUCGCCUUCCUCCUCCACUUCUACGUGCACACGACCCCUACCGAGGGUGAGAAGCCGACAGAGGUCCCCGCUUGUAUCUCUGUCCCCAUCCUGAAGAUCUCGCCUCUUGUUGGUCUUCCGCCCGUCCUUACCUACGCCGACACCGUACUCUGGAACGUCCAGGGCACCGACUCGUCGCGACUCAUCAACCUCGCCGACAACCCGCCGACGCGCACCCUGGGAACGUUCACGGGCACCAAGUCCGAGGCCGGUUUCUACACUGUCUCGGCCGAGUGCGAGGCCGCCGGCGCCGCCGCACUUGCUCUCAUGCGCCAGUGUCUCGACGAGCUCUUCCUCGCCGACGAGGUCGCUCUUCGUCGUCUCACUGUCUACCUUCGCCAGCUCGCUGUCCAGAUCGACCGCGUUGGUGACAUUACCCUGAAGAUGAUGACCGAGGUUGAUCCCGAAGAGUUCUACCACCUCAUCCGACCAUGGUUCCGGGGCGGUGAUGGCAGCGGACCGGACGCCCCAGGAUGGCUCUUCCUGGGAACUAGUGGGGAUGACUCGCUUGGAGAGGCUGAGAACAUGCUUUCUGCCUCCACUUACACUACCGAGGACGGAGAGGAGGUCCGGGGACGGAAGUUCUCGGGUCCGAGCGCGGGACAAAGCUCUGUUGUUCACGCCUUCGACGUCUUCCUCACUGUCGACCACGCUCCUCGCGCCGACGAGGACAGCGAGUCGAUCGCCGUUGCCGGUGGAACUGAGUCGCCCCGCAUCAUCCUCAACAGCUCACCCCUGGUUCAGCACCACCACCACGACGACGAGGAUGACGCGCCCCUCGCUACUCCCACUGAGCAGUCUGGCGGCCCCGUGGAGGCCACAUUCCUCCAGCGCAUGCUGCAGUACAUGCCCCUUCCCCACCGCACCUUCCUCCUCCACCUCGCCGCGCACCCGACCCCGCUGCGCCCGCUCGUCAUCGCUCGUGCGAACACGCACCCUGAGCUCGCCGAGGCGUACAACGAGGCGCUCGCCGCCCUCCGCCGUUUCCGCGACAAGCACAUGCGUGUUGUCUCUCGCCACAUCGUUCAGCAGGCCCGCCGCCCGCCGAGCGAGCGCAUCCUCAAGCUCCUCGGACGCGAGGGCGAGGUCGCCGAGAAGCAGGAGGACGUCAGCGACGACCAGCUCCGCGGCACCGGCGGCACUCCCCUAAUCCGCUUCCUGAAGCGCUGCAGGGACAACGUGUCGCGCGCCAUGGUCAAGGACGCGUAA